AUUACGAUUAAUCAGAUAAGUAGGCAUUGAAAUUGUCAAAUCUGGUUUAAGGCGUCAUAUAGAUAAAAUGAUACUAAAUAUAACUGGAUUUUUACUUUUCUCGCUAGCAUCCAUUAACAUGGCGGUGGCAUUCCUCAAACCAAGAAGUCAUGGUCACGAGGAGGUACAUAUUCCCAGUCCCGGACAGGUUGAUGCAGCCAUUGUCAACCUUGACCUUCAUUACACAAAACGCCUUUGUCUCGAACUUUUGCUCGUGGACUGUACCCAUCACGUGACAAUGGGAGAUGAGAAAGUAUGUGGUACGGACGGCGUCACCUAUGAAAACCAUUGUAAGUUCACGCAUGCCGUCUGCGAGUAUUCGACCUUGACACAAACAUUAAGACUUGCCAAUCACGGACCUUGCCCACAGACGACACCUAUAGUCACUUCCGGUCCAGAGAUUUGGUCAAAGCAGACGACACAUGCAGUCACUUCCGGUCCGGAGAGUUUGUCACAGCAGACGACAUCUACCGUCACUUCCGGUUCGGAUAGUACCCACACGACACCUCACGUCACAACAGAUCCAUUACAUUCGUCUUUUCUUUGCACAUACGUGAAUUCUAUGGACUGUGAUUCACUUGGUAUAGAGAUUAUUUGUGGUUCCGAUGGCAGACGUUAUGUCAAUCAUUGCGAGCUUGCCAAGGAAACUUGUAUACAGCCGUCACUAAAAGCUAUUGAUCUCUCAAACUGCCAUUGAAAGAAAAAGCUUUAAAUAAAUAUUGUAUUGGGU
Molecule: messenger RNA, 769 nt
Organism: Ruditapes philippinarum (Manila clam)
Lineage: Eukaryota; Metazoa; Mollusca; Bivalvia; Venerida; Veneridae
Product: tomoregulin-2-like
Exons: 4
Coding region: 68-736 (222 amino acids)
Biological process (GO): anatomical structure development
Molecular function (GO): collagen binding; protein binding; calcium ion binding
Source: RefSeq, a predicted model, not a curated record